AUGAGUCCAUCAGCCAUCAACACAGUCGCUAGCGCACUUACUUCCUCUACAACACAAGCAUCGACGCCACAAACACCGGCACUCUUCUCUCUCGCAGGGAAGACAGUCGCUAUCACAGGAGCUGGCCGCGGACUUGGAAUAACUCUUGCUUUCGCCGUAGUUGAAGCGGGCGGACAUGCAGCAUGCCUAGAUAUCCUCCCGGAACCAAGCAACACAGAAUGGCAGGCCUUGACGAAGCUUGCUAACCAACUCGGUACUUCAGCAUCAUACCGUAGAUGCGACGUUACUAGCGAAGCGGAGGUCACCCAAGUCCUGGACGAGAUAUCACGCGAAGGUGAUGAGCGAGGUGCACCACUCAAUGGUAUGGUCGCGUGUGCGGGUAUCCAACAAAGGGUUCCAGCACUCGACUACGAGGCGUCAGACUUUGAGCGCAUGCUUCGUGUAAAUGUAGUAGGCGCGUUCAUAUCGGUCAAGAGGGCGGCGAGGAUAUUGAAAGACAAGGGUACUGGAGGCUCAAUCGUACUCAUCGCUAGUAUGUCGGGUCAGGUCGCGAACAGGGGCCUUACUUGCACAGCAUACAAUGCCAGCAAAUCAGCUGUGCAUCAAAUGUGUCGCUCGCUAGCGCAAGAAUGGGGUCAAUACGGCAUUAGAGUGAAUACGCUUUCGCCGGGUUAUAUUCGUACUGCAAUGACCGACGAACUCCUCGCAGCAGAUCCGGAUGUGGAGAAGACAUGGAUGGCCGGCGCACUGCUUGGAAAACUUGGUGUACCGAACGACUUCAAAGCACCAGCUGUGUUCUUGUUGGCGGAAGGAAGUCGUUUCAUGACUGGCGCAGACCUGAGAGUCGAUGGCGGCCAUUGCGCGUCGGCUUAA
This is a messenger RNA of Alternaria atra, 873 nucleotides long. RefSeq lists its product as uncharacterized. Gene Ontology annotation, molecular function: oxidoreductase activity, acting on NAD(P)H, oxygen as acceptor. Gene Ontology annotation, cellular component: intracellular anatomical structure. NCBI's taxonomy places the organism in Eukaryota, Fungi, Ascomycota, Dothideomycetes, Pleosporales, Pleosporaceae. The record is from RefSeq and is a predicted model, not a curated record. The transcript is spliced from 3 exons. Bases 1 to 873 code for a protein of 290 amino acids.